AUGGCUGAUCUGGAAUCCGACGAGCACAGGGCUCAUCUCGGGCUGCGCGGACAUGCGAACACGGUUCUCCCAAUGAAAAGUGAAAAGCUAUCGUGUCUGUUAUCGAGUCAUCCUCAUCAUAACUCCAACGAACCGGUGACCAAGCUCCAUUGGCCAAGUGGCUCGUACCGGAGUGAGCCUGGUAUGCUCAACGCGGUGCAUGGAAUUGCACAGUACAAGCCACAGGUGGACGGCCACGUCCCAGAGAUGAUCUGGCUCCAUCAAGUUGAAGAGACAUCCACAGAAAAACUCAGAAGGGAGUUAGAUAUUGACGACCCUGUACGACGCAGUCGCAUGUUGAACAUCCACGUAUCUUGGAAACUUCAGCCGAUCACGAAGCUGAGCGAGAAAGAGUUUAGGCGCGCGUGGUGGGUAGUGAUAAUCUACCAUCGUAUCCUCUGGAUCAGCGGUGUCCGUCAGUGUGACGUCAACCCCAGCAAUCUCAUGGUUUACCGGUCCAUGAGCGGUUCAAUGAUGGGUGUUAUCAACGACUGGGACUUGACAUCGCCUGAAAAUGGGUCCGGCAGCCACGAGCGCACAGGAAUGAUACCAUUCAUGGCGGUGGACCUUCUUACAAAGAAAGCCAUCAAAGGCAAAGCGGAGCACAUGUACCAGUACAUCGCUGAAUCGUUCAUGUGGGUCCUCAUCUGGGUCUGUCUUCAGUAUGAGGACGGAAAGCUCCUGAGCAAGGACAGACCACUCGAUUGCUGGCUCACAGGGGAUGCUUUUAGUUGCCGGGAGAUUAAACGCAGCUCCUUAAAGUUAGCAAUGGAAAACAGAAUAAGAGCCCCUCUGCCGCCCAAACCUUUUUUGGAACUCGAUCUAUUUCUCCUUACCUUGAUCGCCUCGUUUUAUGUGGAGGAUCGUAACUUUUCCGUAUUGGAAAGGGGAUGUAUGUUUCGGACAUGGUUCGAGACGCAGUUACCAUUGUCAAUGCGGUCUAUUACCCACUCGUCAACUAGUGUGAAAUAG
Molecule: messenger RNA, 1011 nt
Organism: Suillus subaureus
Lineage: Eukaryota; Fungi; Basidiomycota; Agaricomycetes; Boletales; Suillaceae
Exons: 2
Coding region: 1-1011 (336 amino acids)
Source: RefSeq, a predicted model, not a curated record